AAAACACUGCAAACACACAAUCAAACAAUCCUUUCCAAUCACUCCAAAUAGUGUAAGAAAAAACCAGCUCGGUGUGGCGUGAUAUUUUCUCCCCCGCUAUAAAUAUCCGUCGGCCAGAAGAGCAGCGGCAGCAGCAGAACGAGCAUGGCGACGAAGACCGUUUGUGUGACCGGCGCAUCGGGCUACAUAGCGUCCUGGAUCGUCAAAUUUUUGCUCCAGCGAGGCUACACCGUCAAAGCAUCUGUUCGUGAUCCCAACGAUGCAAAGAAGACACAGCACCUGCUUGCACUUGAUGGAGCCAAGGAAAGGCUUCACUUAAUGAAAGCAAAUCUGCUAGAUGAAGGAUCCUUCGAUGCCUUGGUUGAGGGUUGUGAAGGUGUUUUUCAUACUGCCUCUCCUUUUUAUCAUGCAGUCACUGAUCCACAGGCAGAAUUGAUCGAUCCUGCUCUAAAGGGGACGCUCAAUGUUCUCGGCUCUUGUGCGAAAACACCAUCCGUCAAAAGGAUUGUAUUGACAUCUUCAGUAGCUGCAGUUGCAUACAACGGUAAACCUCGAACACCUGAAGUGGUAGUCGAUGAGACUUGGUGGUCCGUUCCAGAGGUUUGCAAGCAGAUGCAGAUGUGGUACGUACUGUCGAAGACCUUGGCCGAGGAUGCCGCCUGGAAGUUUGUGAAAGAGAAGGGUAUAGACAUGGUUGCUAUAAACCCGGCAAUGGUGAUUGGCCCUCUGUUGCAGCCAACACUUAACACAAGCGCAGCUACAAUUUUGAACUUGAUUAAUGGCGCAGAAACUUUCCCAAACAACACCUUUGGGUGGGUGAAUGUCAAGGAUGUGGCGCAGGCACACAUUCUAGCAUAUGAGAAUCCCUCGGCCAAUGGAAGAUAUUGCUUGGUGGAGAGCGUCGCACACUACUACGAAAUUGUUAAAAUAUUGCGCGAACUUUAUCCUAACUUUAAACUCCCGGAAAAGUGUGCUGAUGACAAGCCAUUUGUGCCCACAUACCAAGUCUCAAAGGAGAGGACUAAAUCUCUAGGCGUCGAAUACACCCCUCUUAAAGAAGGGAUCAAGGAGACUGUCGAGAGCUUGAUAGAGAAGAACUUCUUCGCCCCCACAUUGACUGCUUGAAUCCAUUAUUGCCAACCGUUGGAGCCAUAUUCGAGUAAGUUAAUUAGCUCAAUCUUUACAAACCUAUAUAUAGCUCUCUUUAGAGCACAUGAAUAAGUAAGGCUUGGCCUCCCAGAUCUUUGUAGUGCUGGUAUUAUCUAUGAUAUUGGAAUUUUGGCGUACCCGUUAUGAUUUCAAAUGCUUGUGUGUGCAA
Andrographis paniculata is the source of this 1318-nucleotide messenger RNA. Its product is annotated as phenylacetaldehyde reductase-like. The record is from RefSeq and is a predicted model, not a curated record. The coding region runs from base 145 to 1125 and encodes 326 amino acids. The transcript has 6 exons. NCBI's taxonomy places the organism in Eukaryota, Viridiplantae, Streptophyta, Magnoliopsida, Lamiales, Acanthaceae. Gene Ontology annotation, molecular function: oxidoreductase activity, acting on the CH-OH group of donors, NAD or NADP as acceptor.